AUGUUUAAACAAAUUAUAACAUCUUCAUCAACUAAAUCAUCAAGAUUUUUGGUUUCUUCUUCUUCUCCUUCUUCCUUAAAAUCAAUCCAACAUAAUUAUUUAUCUACUAGUUCUUUACUUUUAAAACCAACUUUAGCUGCCACUUCCACUUCCGAUUCACCAACCACUGAAUAUUUAACUACUGGAGGUUCUACUCAUUCAAUUCCUGCUAAAGGGUUUAGACUUGCUCAACCUAAAACUUGGGAAGAAUCACAUGAAAGUGCAUUAUCUAAAGCAACAAAAUUUUUAUUUUUAAGUGAAAUUGCUCGAGGAAUGUAUAUUUGUUUAGAAAUGUAUUUUAGAGCUCCUUAUACUAUUUAUUAUCCAUUUGAAAAAGGUCCAAUUUCUCCAAGAUUUAGAGGUGAACAUGCAUUAAGAAGAUAUCCAAGUGGUGAAGAAAGAUGUAUUGCUUGUAAAUUAUGUGAAGCUAUAUGUCCUGCUCAAGCUAUUACUAUUGAAGCUGAAGAAAGAAUUGAUGGUAGUAGAAGAACUUAUAAAUAUGAUAUUGAUAUGACUAAAUGUAUUUAUUGUGGUUAUUGUCAAGAAAGUUGUCCAGUUGAUGCAAUUGUUGAAACUCCAAAUGUUGAAUAUUCUACUGCUACUAGAGAAGAAUUAUUAUAUAAUAAAGAAAAAUUAUUAGAAAAUGGUGAUAAAUGGGAACAAGAAUUACAAUAUUGUAUUGAUGCUGAUGCUCCAUAUCGUUAA
Molecule: messenger RNA, 744 nt
Organism: Candida dubliniensis CD36
Lineage: Eukaryota; Fungi; Ascomycota; Pichiomycetes; Serinales; Debaryomycetaceae
Exons: 1
Coding region: 1-744 (247 amino acids)
Biological process (GO): mitochondrial electron transport, NADH to ubiquinone; mitochondrial respiratory chain complex I assembly
Cellular component (GO): membrane
Molecular function (GO): 4 iron, 4 sulfur cluster binding; NADH dehydrogenase activity
Source: RefSeq, a predicted model, not a curated record